UUAUGGGUAAUCUCUGUUGCUAUUCGCUGGAUAAUGGCGUCCUCUGAAGUUUACGAAGUUGUGCUUAGCGGCGGAGCUCCUUGGGGUUUUCGUUUGCAGGGAGGCAAGGAAUUUCGAGCACCUUUAAGAAUUGCAAAGGUGACGCCAAACAGUAAAGCUGACACGGCUGGAAUUGUGGAGGGGUUAUUAGUGCGCUCCAUCAAUAAUGUAAACUGUGAAGAUUGGACUCACAGUGAUGCUCUAAAUAGUAUUAAAAAGACUGGGUCCAUGUUGAAAAUGAUCCUUUGUAGAAGACCUAUGCCAUCUCCAGACCCUACUACAACAAACAACAGUUUCUUCUCAUCGUCUUUGUCCAAAUCUAAAGAUGACAUGGACACUGGCAGAACAACUCACAUUAGCAAGGCAAACUUCAAGCCAUCAUCUUCAAAUGAAGUUUUAUCCUAUGCAACAAUGCCAAGAGGGGGAGGGGAUAAAAAGGAUCUAGACUUUAAGAGAUGGAGAAAUGUUGAAGAAAACAAUAAUGAAAAUGCAUUUUCUUCAUACAAAGAUGAUUCAUAUAAUGCAAAUGAAUGGAAUCCAAACAUUAUAUCAGAAGUUGUGAGACCUCCAGAGCAAAUUAAGUUAGUUCAUGGUAUGGAAGGAAUACGAUCUGCAUCCAGCUCCUCAACAUCCUCAGAACCCAGUGCCCAGAUGAGAGCACCAGCAGACCCUAGGGGAUUCACCGAUAAACCACGCCCUAUUGGUAGAGGAGGAAGAAGAUUUGACGGCAGAGAUGGAACUAAUCCACAAUUAACAUCAGGAUCUAUUGGCUCGGAGGACGAGUUCAUGAUGGCUAAUGGUGAUGCAAGUAGUUCGGACUCAGCUCCCUCAGUGGCAAGACCUGCUAUGCAGCAGUUUAAAAAACAAAAAGAACACGCGGCUGUGGAAGCCACGAGAGAGCCCAAACCAAUCAAAGUAGCGCCGCCAACCCGUAUGAAGCCCCCCAAAAAAUACAGUGAAGAACACACACAGUCAGAGACGGGUAACCCCGCGGCAGGACCACAUCGCCCAUCAAUCACAAGGGGUGGAAAGUGGUACAAGGAGAUGUUCAAGGAAAUGCAUUCAAGUGCAGGAACUUCUUCAAAUUUAUCUGGCUUACUUGCAAGUGACGUCGCCAAGGGAACUGUCAGGGAACAUGAAGGUGGCUCUGGUUCCUCGACUCCGCCCAGGAGCGCGUCUCCCUCUCUGGACCAUAGAGACAAUGAUGUUUUUCUCAGAAAGUCAGAUUACAUACACGAAGAACCAGUCAGAAACACAUACACUAGUAGUGUCUCAUCACAACCAGAGCCUGCCUGGUCAAGUGAUGACAUCGACAGAAGGGCUUCUUGGCAGCCAGGUGGAGGAGAACGGAGGACGUCGCGACCCAGUACUGGUCACGUGCCCGCCUGGUACAAAGAUAUGCAGAAAGGAGUGGAAGUUCCAGUUCAAACGAUUGAAGAACCCGAGUCAUACAUCGUUCAAAAGAGGCCAUCUUAUGCGAGCGUCGGAGAAGAAAGAAGAUUCCAAGACCCUGUACCUGCAUCGCCCGCCUCAGUGAAUAUUUCGUCUUCUCCACGUACAAGUUACUUAGAUCAGCGGAGAUCUCCAGCAUCUGUGACUGUUCAAAUGGAAGAAAAGAACCAACCUCCCAGCGCGUCUAGUUUGUAUGAGAGUCGCUUCCGAGGAAGAACGGUUCCCCAGGUUUCGGCAGAGUCACAGGUCAGGCCGCGGUCUCCUCCUGACGAAGAAGCCUUUCGAAGAAGAGAAGAGGAAGCAGCGCGCAGAAGAAGAGAGGAAGAAGAACGGAGACGAAGAGAAGAGGAAGAAGUUAGACGGAGACAAGAAGAGGAGGAAAGGUUCAGAAGACGGAAGGAGGAGGAAGAAGAACGACUGAGAAGAGAGUACGAGACAGAGAUGGCUAGGAAGAGAAAGGAGGACGAGGAGUCUGCCAGGAGGGAAGCAAAUAAACCCCAAUUCUUAGCCAGGGCUUUGUACAGUUUCCAGGGGCAAACUGAGAAGGAGCUUUCGUUUAGGAAAGGUGACAUAAUCAACGUGAGAAGACAAGUGGACAAGAACUGGAUUGACGGAGAACUAAAUGGCAGGCGGGGAAUCUUCCCUCAAAAUUAUGUCGAGAUCAGACCCGUUGAAGAGGAAGAAGACGGACCAGAACCAGAACCAGUCCCAGUCCCUCAGAAGCAAAUUCCGCGCGUCCAAGUUGUACAACAACGCGCACAGCCGCAGCAGCAGCAACAGCCUCCAGCUUACUCUCAACCGCAGACCCAGGCUCAACCGCGGCCACCCAGUCAACACGUGACACAGUCUGUGACUGUGGAAGGGGAGGGUCGGUUGAGGUACAACUUUAAGGCAGAAACCACGAGAGAACUUCCCUGUAGUAAGGGAGAUGUCAUCGCUUUAGUGCGGAAAGUUGACGCAAACUGGUACGAAGGAAGAGUCGGUGAUAGGAAAGGAAUUGUACCAUCAAGUUAUUUAGAGGUGUUUAAAGAACCUGAAGUUAAAGUCAUUCGCCAAGAACAAGUGCAACCCGUUCAGUCAGUGCGUGUGGAGCAGGAACCGGAUUUCAGAAGACCAGAACCUAGUUUCGAUCACAGACAACAACAGUCCAGAAGCUCCUCAGGGGCUAUGUAUCCAGGCCAGGCUGCUCCUCCUAAGCAGACGCAAGUAAAGUACAUCGAGGAGCCAGUGGAGCCUCGCUUUAGUUCUGGUGGCGUGGUCGCACAUGCAAUAAUUGACGAGCCAAUCCCAAUAGGGCACGAGCAAGGAGAGAGGUAUCGUGCUUUGUACAGUUACGAACCUAUGAACGAAGACGAGCUUCGUCUUGAAGAAGGCGAUGAAGUACUCGUUCUGGAGAAAUGCGAUGAUGGCUGGUUUGUAGGCACAUCUUCUCGCACGCACUCAUUUGGAACCUUUCCUGGUAACUACGUGGAGAAAAUUCAUUAGUGAUGGAGAAGAUCACCGUCAAGCCGAUGCCUUUACCGCUCUAAUGGGAGCUUUGGCAGAGCCGUAUAUCAAGAUCACGCCCAUGUUGUACAACACCGUAUAGCUAUUCGUCCUAGCUGGAGAAAUGAAAGUUUUGAUGAUCAUGUUACUUUGAAGUUCAUAUGGAUUUUAUAUCUAUUUUGAGAAUAAGUUGCCGAAAGAUGGGUUUAUCCUCCGGUUCUCUUUUUGUCUCGAGAACUGUUUUCUAAUCCAGAUCUAACGACGACUUUGUACAGUGCUUUUGAGACGGAUUCAACAAAAAGUAUAACUACCACCAAGUUUAUCGCAACAUGAGUUUGUCAGACGUUGCACGUUUGCGACACUCGUGUCCUUUUUUUUUUUCUUUUUUUUUCCUUUUAAUUUCCAUGCCCACAAAAAUGAGACUAUUUUAAUCCCAUGUUUAAAUACACAGAAGGAACAAGUAUUUAGGUAAUAUUAUUAAUUAGGAUAGGAAAAAAUGGUUAUAACACUUUUGGAUAAGUAACUGCACACCCACCCCUCCCUUAACCAGAAACAAUCAACCGAUAACAAGCUUGAGAUGAAGUUUGGUUAAUGGGGGAGGAGUAGCUGCGCAAUUUUUCAGAUGCUGGCAUUGAUCCACACUUUUGAACAACUUUCGAUCGACCUAGAAAUGGUGAGGAGCUUGAUUUUUUAUAUUAAUUACUUUCUGUAAUAUGUAUAUCCCUCCUCAGUGCAGAUGUUGUUAACAAAUUAACAGUCCUUGUAUCUUGCUUCAUGUGGCUGGGCUGACAAAUGCUUACUCUCUUCCAAAGCUUUGUCUUCAAAAAGUGAGUAAAGGCCUAGUAACAAGAUUUUUUUUUGUGCCGUUAAGAAUUACAUGAAGCAAGUAUAAGUUGGUUGUAAAAAAAUAAUUUUUCUAGCCUUUUGAGUCUUUAGAGAGGAGAGUUCCAACGCAGACAACUCAAACUAACACCUUACUCUACAAUGUUUAGAUUUGGUGAAAAAAAAAA
Stylophora pistillata is the source of this 3986-nucleotide messenger RNA. RefSeq lists its product as uncharacterized. The record is from RefSeq and is a predicted model, not a curated record. Gene Ontology annotation, molecular function: protein binding. NCBI's taxonomy places the organism in Eukaryota, Metazoa, Cnidaria, Anthozoa, Scleractinia, Pocilloporidae.